Messenger RNA from Perognathus longimembris pacificus (Pacific pocket mouse), 415 nucleotides. RefSeq names its product PMIS2 transmembrane protein (gene Pmis2). Gene Ontology annotation, cellular component: intracellular membrane-bounded organelle; membrane. The record is from RefSeq and is a predicted model, not a curated record. The coding region runs from base 1 to 345 and encodes 114 amino acids. The transcript has 2 exons. Lineage: Eukaryota; Metazoa; Chordata; Mammalia; Rodentia; Heteromyidae.
AUGAUCCCCAAACCCAAAGACGACCCGGCUGCCCCGGGAGCCCCAAGUGCCCUGGAGACCCCAGCUAACCCCAGUGAGGCACCGAAAGAGACAUCAUCAAAUCUGCAGAUGCCUGAAGAACUGGCAUUUUAUGCUCCGAAUUACAUAUGUUUGACCGUCUUUGCAGUAAUUCUUUUUCCUCCCCUGGGACUGGCAGCUGUCUACUUCAGUAGUAAGACUACUGAGGCCAACCAGAACCAAGACUGGGAGCAGGCUUACAUCAACUCUGGCCGGACUGGUUGGCUGGAUGUGUUCGCCAUACUCAUUGGUUUAGCUAUCAUUUAUGUAUAUACGUUAUAUAUGUGAAGGACAGCCCAGAAUCCCAGGAGUCCAUUCUCAUCAGGACGUUACCAGCUACCAUGUGAGAAACUGAAUA